AUGAGCCUGACUGUUACUCAAAAUGCAGAUGUGUCGCAAUUCGUGUACAAGCAGCCGCGCUCAAAUCUGGCGACUGCUGCCAUGGUGAUGCAAUGGCCCAUGCUCUACAUGCUUCUACUUCAGCUGGCGGUGCUUCUCUCGUACCAGAGACAUGCAGUCGUUUCUUAUGCUGCUCCUAAUGCACUUGUCAGCUUCCUCUCAAAGCUCUACCAAAAUGACACGAAAGCCUCUGCAGCAAUAUGCUUCUUCACUAGCUGUUGGCUCUAUUUCUGCUAUAAGAUGCCGCCAACGGAAGAAUCUCUGAUUGUCAUGCGAUCUGUCGGUAUCCAAACCACAACGGGCGGAUCAAGUCACUUUAUCGCACUGGAUAUGAUCCAAGAUGUAGUCAUUCACGAAGGCUUCAAAGGCUUCCAAGUGAAAUUCUAUCUUGCAAUUUUGACCAAAGAUGGGCGCAACCAUGUCGUCUUCCCCGAGCUAUUGCCUCGGCGGCGAGUCUUGGAGCGUGUUUGGCGACAGACAUGCAAAGCGCUAUUCGAAGAAUAG
Protomyces lactucae-debilis is the source of this 543-nucleotide messenger RNA. RefSeq names its product GPI-GlcNAc transferase complex, PIG-H component-domain-containing protein. Lineage: Eukaryota; Fungi; Ascomycota; Taphrinomycetes; Taphrinales; Protomycetaceae. Gene Ontology annotation, biological process: GPI anchor biosynthetic process. Bases 1 to 543 code for a protein of 180 amino acids. The transcript has a single exon. The record is from RefSeq and is a predicted model, not a curated record. Gene Ontology annotation, cellular component: glycosylphosphatidylinositol-N-acetylglucosaminyltransferase (GPI-GnT) complex.